Cinara cedri is the source of this 267-nucleotide messenger RNA. The record is from the annotation of a GenBank genome assembly. NCBI's taxonomy places the organism in Eukaryota, Metazoa, Arthropoda, Insecta, Hemiptera, Aphididae.
AUGAAGUACUUAGAACGGUGGGAGAAAAACAUACUCAUAGAUGUGAUUAGAGAAAGACGCUGGAAAAUGGUCGGACAUGCCAUGAGACAUCCAGAAGAAUUGCAUAAUAUAAUAUUAGAGGGUAUGAUAGAAGGAAAGAAAACUGCAAGACGUCCCCGAAACUCCUAUAUAGGACAAAUUAAAUGUGAUGCAAAAGUUAAAACCUUUAAGGAACUUAAAGAAAAGGCGAGUAACCGGUUAGAAUGGAGAAGUGGAGUUGUAAACUAA